GAAUAAAGUCUAGUGAAUCUUGGUGAAUCUUUGAUACGCACGAAGAAGAAAAAAGAAAGUAAUACAAAGCACCUAAUAUGGCUAGCGAUAAAAAAUCAGGGAAAUCUUCAAAAGGCACGAAGUCCAAUGCAGAAAUAUUAUCCGAAUUUCAAAUGCUUCGUAAUGAGCAAAGGACAAUGGCUAAUAAAUUGUCAGAAAUGGAAAUGGAAUUAAACGAACACAAAAUUGUAAUCGAUACAUUAAAAAAUAUAGAUCCUAAAAGGAAAUGCUACAGAAUGACAGGAGGUGUUUUGUGUGAACGUACUGUAGAAGAUGUAAUGCCUGCAUUGGUUACGAAUAAAGAACAGCUAACUAAAGUAAUAGAUGCUUUAAAUGAUCAACUAAUGAAAAAAGGAGUUGAGAUAAAUGAAUUUAAAGAAAAACAUAAUAUCAAAAUCAGAGGGCAACAGGAUAUACAAAGACAAGACGAAGAUAAAGACUCUAAAGAAGCAAAAAGAAGUGCAGUUGUUGUUAAUUCACUAUUAAGCAAUUAUGCAUAAAAUCAAAGUUUCUUGUUUAUAAUUCAUAUUACAUUUAUAUUUGAAUUAUACAUUGGUACUUAUUUAUUAAAUUUUCUGUAAAAACAU
Messenger RNA from Osmia bicornis bicornis, 626 nucleotides. It is a transcript of the gene Pfdn2, whose product is annotated as prefoldin subunit 2. Gene Ontology annotation, molecular function: protein folding chaperone. The record is from RefSeq and is a predicted model, not a curated record. The transcript is spliced from 3 exons. Gene Ontology annotation, biological process: protein folding. Gene Ontology annotation, cellular component: cytoplasm; prefoldin complex. Lineage: Eukaryota; Metazoa; Arthropoda; Insecta; Hymenoptera; Megachilidae. The coding region runs from base 78 to 539 and encodes 153 amino acids.